Pararge aegeria (speckled wood butterfly) is the source of this 1528-nucleotide messenger RNA. It is a transcript of the gene Gdap1, whose product is annotated as ganglioside-induced differentiation-associated protein 1. Gene Ontology annotation, biological process: mitochondrial fission; mitochondrial fusion. NCBI's taxonomy places the organism in Eukaryota, Metazoa, Arthropoda, Insecta, Lepidoptera, Nymphalidae. The transcript is spliced from 5 exons. Gene Ontology annotation, cellular component: mitochondrial outer membrane. The record is from RefSeq and is a predicted model, not a curated record. Bases 139 to 1140 code for a protein of 333 amino acids.
CUUGUGGAAAACUUUGAAAAUUGUAAACUAAGUUUUGUGCAUUUUGGACAACAGCUGGUCUUUGCCCAAUUACUAAAAUAAAUAUUUCAAUAAAAUUAAAUCUAGUCUUUUCUGUGAUUGUAAGUGUGUUGCUUAAUUAUGCAUUAUGUUCAGAAGUAUUUGGAUAAACUGCAAUUACCCACGAUGAAUAAUAUUCCGAUCAGUAAUGGAUAUAAAACAAAUAUUUUUCUAUACUGUAACUAUUACAGUUUCUAUUCUCAAAAGGUUUUAAUGGCACUGUAUGAGAAAAAUAUCGAAUUCGAACCACUAGUUAUAGAUAUCACUAAGGGUGAACAAUAUUCUCCAUGGUUUCUUGAAAUAAAUCCUCGCGGAGAAAUUCCAGUUCUCAAAGUAAAUAAUUCAAUUAUACCAGAUUCUACACGAAUUUUGGAUUAUUUGGAACUUUACUUAGAUCAAGAAACAACACCACUACUUGAAGUAUCUCAAGACAUUAAAGUGCUAUCCAAUAUAAAUAAGUUUAGAGAUCUUAUCGAAGCUCUGCCAGCUGGUCUCAUAACUAUAGGAUCAUUCUUUCAUCCACACCUAAGUGGUACUCCGAAGCUACCAUUUAUUUUGCCUGUUCGAGAAGUACUUAAAAAUGGUGAUUUAAGUAGCUCUAAAAAUUUACGCAAAUUGGCUGAAGAAAAUCCUAAAGCUAAGGAUGUAUUGUUGUAUAAAGCAGAGAUUCAGGAUAGGAAGCAUGAAAUACUCACGAGUGAGGAAGAAUAUUUGAAGGUGUUAUAUAUCGUUGAUGAGGUAUUAAGCCACGUUGAAGAGCAGCUCAAACAACAAAAUGAAGAUAGUUGGCUUUGUUGUGAAAAAUUUAGCAUAGCUGACAUUAGUUUGUCUGUGCUUCUCCAACGUUUAUGGGAACUUGGAUUGGAAGAAAGGUUCUGGGCAGAAGGGAAACGCCCGUAUAUAGAAAACUACUUUAAUCGCGCUAAACAACGUGAAUCCUUUAAAAAAACCAUACCUAACCUACCCGUACAUAUUAAAAUGAUUAUUACAUCACAGCCUCGAGCAUAUGUAGGAGCAGCUGGUGUAGUAUCUCUUGGAGUAGUUUUCGUCCUUGCGUACGUUUUCAAGAAAUUGAUUCGUUAAUUAAAUUAAAGAUUUUUUAAAUAUAGGGUACUUUAUUGUAAUGCCUUCUUGUUUCUUAAAAUGUUCACGGGAUAUAUUUAUUUUUCAACCGACUUCUAAUUUGAAUCACCAAUGAAUCUGUGCUUUAAGUAUUUGUUUUAUAAUUUAUUUUUGUGUGAAUGUGUUGCAAAUUGACUAGAUUGUAUAACAUUUUUGAAUUUUCCUAUCUUCUUUUAUACUUUUUCUUGCAUAGCUAUCUAUUUAAGUAAUUGCGUCGAUUACGUAGUCGUAAAAAAAUUGUUUUCAACCACUGGUUGAGAAGGAUCGAGAUUUAGAUAAAUAUGGGAAAUUAUUGUAUUUUUUUAAUCAAAAAUCAAUAUCUAAAUUAAUUUAUUAAAGUGUUUAUAAA